AUGAUUUGGAAUAAUCUUGACUCGAGUUCCUUGGUUGAUCGAAGCGAAGUGGGAUCCAACAUAGCCUUUUGCAUUGUAAUAUGCACCUUAAUAGCAAAGGCAUAUAAACGCAAUUACAAUUCACGUGAAAGUGGAACUAACGACGCGGACCUGUUCAAAGCUGAAAUCGAACCUGUCACUCUGACGAUAAAGAAGAAAGAAGUGAAAGUGGAAGUAGACGAACAUCCUCGUCCGCAGACCACUUUGGAGUCACUUAAGAAACUGCCGCCUGUGUUUAAAAAGGAAGGAUUGGUCGCUGCCGGAUCAGCCUCGGGUAUUAGUGACGGAGCUGGUGCCUUGGUCUUAGCCAGUGAAGGGGCAACUAAGAACCUCAAGCCUCUCGCUAGGCUGGUUGGGUGGUCUUACGUUGGAGUAGACCCUAGUAUCAUGGGUUUGGGACCCGUUCCUGCUAUCGAAAACCUACUUAAGGUCACCAAAUUGUCUCUGAAUGAUGUAGACCUAAUUGAGGUAAGUUCCAGUUUUUAUUUAUGGACAAAGGUAGGAUGGAUCUAUGUGUCCUUCAAGAAAUGCAGAAAUAAAGGAGGGAUAGUGCUAGCUCCAGCUCCCCAGCCCAAAACCCCAAGUCCAUUGAUCAUGGUGGUGUGA
This is a messenger RNA of Pieris macdunnoughi, 645 nucleotides long. NCBI's taxonomy places the organism in Eukaryota, Metazoa, Arthropoda, Insecta, Lepidoptera, Pieridae. The record is from the annotation of a GenBank genome assembly.